Messenger RNA from Plutella xylostella (diamondback moth), 1011 nucleotides. It is a transcript of the gene mRpL2, whose product is annotated as mitochondrial ribosomal protein L2. Gene Ontology annotation, biological process: mitochondrial translation. Gene Ontology annotation, molecular function: structural constituent of ribosome; RNA binding. Gene Ontology annotation, cellular component: ribosome; mitochondrial large ribosomal subunit. The record is from RefSeq and is a predicted model, not a curated record. Lineage: Eukaryota; Metazoa; Arthropoda; Insecta; Lepidoptera; Plutellidae.
UAAAUUUGAAAAAAAAACAAUGCCAAAAUCGAAAUUAUUAUUUUAGGUUAUGUUUGUCCGAUAAUUUUAUAAAUAAUGUCUUUAAAUAGAUUAUUCGCUAAUUUCUCUAUCACGCCGACAUUAAUUAGUAGGCGUGCCAUUCAUGCAACGUCAGUCAGCUAUGCGGGCAAACCUAACAUUGUGAAACCCAAACCAGGGUUCGGAAAAGCUUAUAGAAGAAUAGUCCACUUUCCUGAAUCAUAUACAGUUAAACCCCUGGAUGUGACCAAUCUUGCGGGGCGGGACCCCGAAACAGGUAGAAUGAUAGCAAAGGGAAUAGGAGGAGGGAUCAAACACAAAUACCAUUGGAUAGAUUGGUUAAGAGAUGGGCCUACUGAAGGCCCACCACAGGAUGAGAAAGUUAUACAGAUCAUAGAAGAUGGUUGCAGAACAUCCCACAUAGCCCUGGUGGCAGUAGGCGACAAGCUAAAAUAUAUUCUAGCCACAGAGAACAUGAAGCCGGGUGAUAUACUGAAAACAUCAAGAAAUCUCCCUAGAAUACCUGUGAGAGCUAACGAGGGUGAUGCCUACGUGCUGGGAGCGCUGCCCACCGGCACACAGGUUCACUGCAUUGAAAAAGACCCAGGUAAAGGCGGCCUGUACGUGCACGCGGCGGGCACGUUCGGCACGAUCCUGCGGCGGCAGGACGACCGCGUCGUCGUGCAGAUGCCGUCCAAGCGCCAGUUCAGCUUCAGCCAGCACUGCAUGGCUGUUGUUGGGCGACUAUCAAACGUGGACCACGGGUCUACCCCCAUAGGCUCAGCCCAGCGGAACAGGUGGCUCGGCAACCGACCCCGCUCUGGUCUCUGGAAGCGCAAGGACGGCAGACACGGACGCAAGAUCCAUCCACCAAAGCCAGUGAAGGAAAUCGCCUCGCCAACUAAAUUCCCUCUCCCAACUGUUAGCAUGACUAUGCAUCCGUAGGUUUAAGUCUGUUUGAAUAGUAAAUAAAAGUAUUGUAGUUGAUUUUAA